UAAGGCUGUCACUAAUCAAUCCUGCAUACAGCAGGGAUACAGCAACACAUAAAAGGAGCCAGACUAGCGAAAUCCUUCAGCCAGGGAAGACAGGCUUCAGGGAGGUGUAUCUCCAUGGAGAAAUCCACUGACAAGCCAAACAAGGAAGAGGGACGGCCGGCUCUGCGAGUGCUGCAGGCUGAGGAGGACGGUCCCGCACCUGCGGCAGGAGGUGCUGCAGAAAUGAGCAGGGCAGGACUCCUAACACAGAACACAAACCAAGGGAUGAGAGUGGGAUUCACGGAAGAGCGUAUUAAAGAAAUGGAGAGACCUUUAGGCACAGAGCAAGACAGUCACGCUGCCUUCAAACCAGCAAUUUUGGAAGGAGACUGUCCACACUCAAAGCCUCUUGUUGUGCCAACAAACACAGACUGUCCCAAAACGUGCACACUGGAAAUGAACCACCAGUGUUCAACCACAUCCGUGGACUGGGAUUGCCUGAUCUGCUUCAACAAGUACAACAUCUACAGAGUCCCAAAGCUCCUGGACUGCCAGCAUGCCUUCUGCGCCGUCUGCCUCAAGCUUAUUCUCAGGAAAGUGGAGAACACCUGGAUCAUCACCUGCCCUCUGUGCAGAAAACCCACCUUUGUGUCAGAAGGGCUCAUCCGCACACUCCAGAAUAAAGAAGACAUUCUGGAGCAGUUGGAAAACCUUGAGUCAAAUCCAGAGGUGCACAUCCCUGCCAUGGGGCUGGACUGCAAGAGCUGGACUCAGAGCAGCCCAGACAUUUUAAACACAGAGGAGAAUGUUCCAGCAGACACCAGCCUGGCUGUGCAGAGACUUGUGCUGCUGCUGCUGCUCGGGGUGAUCCUCGCCAUCCUCAUCCUGCCCUUUAUGUACUUGGGGAGGGUCAAAUGGGUAAUUUGUCUCCUGCUUACUCUGGGGUUGGUCAUGUCUAUGGUACUUUGCUGCACUCCUAAAUUCCACUGGAGGUGCAAAAGGGACUCGCCCGCCUCCUGUGACAAGGAGAGCCACGUCGUUACUGUUGCUUGAAACAAUCAAUUAACGAGUGUGUCCCAGAGGUAAUGGACUGGCCCUGCCUGCAGAGCUGCAGGUUGGGCAUGCCAGUGAAUUAUGGACUUAAAAACAAUUAUUCACAGAAUAAAUUCAGCAGCUUGCUAGGCUGGCUCAAUGCCAAGGCACAGUGUUGUUAAAUCUCAUUACUGGAAACAAAAGUCAACUAUUUAUAUGUUGAUAUUUAUGUGUUUUCAAUAGGAUUUUUAUCCCAGGCUAAAAAUUCCGUUGGUUUGCUUUUGCCACUUUGUUCUUGUCCAUGUCCUCUCCUGUUCAGCCCUGCAGGAUGUUAUCUGGAACACUCAGGAGGUAAUGUCCUGGAACAGCCCGUGGUUGUGUUUUCCUGCUCUCUGAACACAAGUACACCUUUUCUCAGGACAAAGUCGGGAAAUCAGGCUGCUAAAUCAGGGAGUGGGUGUUUGGAAGAGAGUAGCUUUAACCCAGAUUACUACCUUAAUCCCUAUCCCUGCCCAAGGGUUGCUGGCAGGGAUGGGACAGGGAUUGGGAAAGGGGGAUGUCAGUUGGUGCCACCUGAAGUUACACCCAAAAUCAUGAGAGGAAGAGGCAAAACCAACACUCCUAAUAUUGAUCUGUGGCUUCCGAAGGGCAAAAAAACCUUGCGAUCCUCCCAAUUCCCCACAUAAAUAGUUCCUCUCACCUGAAUUCCUUUAUCUGGAUCCCUGCACCACCUCUUUUCUUGCCCCCUCUUACAUGAAAUACCACAUUGCCCCUCGAGAUGCUCACAGAGAUAAACAGAAAUCCAG
This is a messenger RNA of Myiozetetes cayanensis, 1817 nucleotides long. It is a transcript of the gene RNF186, whose product is annotated as ring finger protein 186. Gene Ontology annotation, biological process: protein ubiquitination. Bases 115 to 1032 code for a protein of 305 amino acids. Gene Ontology annotation, molecular function: ubiquitin protein ligase activity. NCBI's taxonomy places the organism in Eukaryota, Metazoa, Chordata, Aves, Passeriformes, Tyrannidae. The record is from RefSeq and is a predicted model, not a curated record. The transcript has a single exon.